CGCACAGCUUCAUUUUUCGACCAUAACUUUUGAAUCAGCCUUCCACUUUUAUUCCCCUUUUAUGUCCAUUUUUAUCCUCACUCUCCAUCAGCACCGCCUUAGUACAACGUCAGAAACCGAGUAGAUGACCAUGCCAAAACCUCCCCCAUGCGACGCCUGCGCCCUCCGUCGGGUCAAAUGCGACACCUGCAACCCAUGUACCUGGUGCCUCAAACAUGACCAACCAUGCACAUACCUCCGGGUCCGCAAACGCCGUGGACCCAAGGGCCCCAGGCCCUCGACAAUAGUCAGGGUUGCCGAGCAGCGAACACUGUCGCCACGGAUGGACGAAUCUUCCCUUGCUUCUGUGCCGGUUAGUUCGACAGUUAAUACCCCAGCGACACCGAGCAGUGGAUCUGGAUAUACCAGCCGGAUCCCACUAGCGCAAUACUUCACGUACCUGGACAUGUACCAGUCGAAGCUCUACGCGAUCUGGCCGGUCGUCGCGGCCGAGAAUCUCAAGGCGAGGUUAUGCGACGAAACACAUAUCGAACCGGAUGUUCAUGCUCUUGCGGCUGCAUUGAGUGCAGCGACGAUUCUCCAACUGCGACUGCUGGAUGCAGAGUCUGAUAGUAUCUCGGCUGCUGCUACGAGUGAAGCAUUUGUGCGGGAAUGUCUGCGGCAUCGGAAUACCUUGACAUCCUCAAAUACGAUAUCAACGAAUUUGCUUUUGAUAUCGCUCUUCUUGCACAUGUACUAUGCGAAUACAGGGCAGAUUCACGCGGCAACGUUUGCGCUGCGCGAUGCGAUUACGUACGUCCAUCUCUUGCGACUCGACGAUGAAGACACGCUGGACUCGCUACCGGUUGAGGAGAGAGAAGUUGGGAUUCGGAUCUUCUGGGUGCUUUUCGUAACUGAACGAACAUUCUGCAGCACGCACGGAAUCCCGAUCCUGCUACAGAAGAUAUCCUAUCUCCCCGACCCAACGCAAGAAAUGAACAACGGCAUCUGCUCGAUAACCGGCUUCUGCUGCCUCGUGCGCCUCUUCACACUCGCCGAGUCGCUUCUUCCGUCCAAGACGAAAGCCAUCGAGCGUCCACAGGAGAAGGGAGAGUUGCGGUUACUCUACCAGGAUAUCACCUCGAAUUCCGUGACUGUGGGGCAGGGGCAUGAACAGGGACAGGGCUGUACGAGUUUAAGCAUGGUGACCCUGCAAGAGGUCGAUAUACAGACAACCAGAGCGUGGCUCCAGUCACUUCUCUGGCAGCGCGCGUUGUCGAACUUCUUACUGGACUCGCAUGCGCGCGAGGCCCAGUUUACACCAGAGUUUCCGUUGACUCUUGCGAAGGGGUUGUUGGGGUUUCUUUCGAGGAUUCCGCUCGAGUCUAUCCGGCCGCAUGCUUAUGCUAUGGUACAUAUUUGCCCUACAUCCUACUACCAUAAACACCCCAUCAUUUGA
Messenger RNA from Aspergillus calidoustus, 1438 nucleotides. NCBI's taxonomy places the organism in Eukaryota, Fungi, Ascomycota, Eurotiomycetes, Eurotiales, Aspergillaceae. The record is from the annotation of a GenBank genome assembly.